Molecule: messenger RNA, 881 nt
Organism: Maylandia zebra (zebra mbuna)
Lineage: Eukaryota; Metazoa; Chordata; Actinopteri; Cichliformes; Cichlidae
Gene: tpi1a
Product: triosephosphate isomerase 1a
Biological process (GO): glycolytic process; glycerol catabolic process; gluconeogenesis
Cellular component (GO): cytosol
Molecular function (GO): triose-phosphate isomerase activity
Source: RefSeq, a predicted model, not a curated record
CCAGCUCCUCUCCUCACCGGCUACCAGCUAAUAUUCGCCGGCCAUGGCGCUUCGCAAGUUCUUCGUGGGUGGAAACUGGAAGAUGAACGGGAACAAAGAGAGUCUUGGAGAGCUCAUCAGCACCCUGAACACCGCCAGCCUGCACGACGAGACCGAGGUGGUUUGUGCCGCUCCCUCCAUCUACCUGGACUUUGCCCGAUCCAAUCUGGAUCCCAGGAUCUCCGUCGCAGCACAGAACUGCUACAAGGUGGCCAAGGGAGCGUUUACUGGAGAGAUCAGCCCAGCCAUGAUCAGGGACUGCGGGGCAGACUGGGUGCUCCUGGGACACUCGGAGCGCCGUCAUGUGUUUGGGGAAAGUGAUGAGCUGAUUGGCCAGAAGGUGGCUCAUGCUCUGGAGAACGAUCUGGGUGUGAUCGCCUGCAUUGGUGAGAAGCUGGAGGAGCGAGAGGCAGGAACCACCGAAGAAGUCGUCUAUGCUCAGACGCAGGUCAUUGCAGAGAAUGUAAAAGACUGGGGGAAUGUCGUGCUGGCAUAUGAACCUGUUUGGGCCAUUGGCACAGGAAAGACAGCCACACCUGAGCAGGCUCAGGAGGUCCACGAGAAGCUGAGGGCGUGGCUCAGAGCAAAUGUCUCCGAUGAUGUGGCCGACUCUGUACGCAUCAUCUACGGAGGUUCGGUCACAGGAGCAAACUGCAGAGAGCUGGCGUCUCAGGGCGAUGUGGAUGGCUUCCUGGUGGGCGGGGCCUCUCUGAAGCCAGAGUUUGUCGACAUCAUCAACGCACGUGCAUAACAAAUGCACAACUACUACAGCAGGAUCGAUGGAAAACACCCUGCCCUUUAGAUCUGCACCGUGUAUCACCUUGUUUCUGCAAACUGGGCUG